Molecule: messenger RNA, 1224 nt
Organism: Colletotrichum spaethianum
Lineage: Eukaryota; Fungi; Ascomycota; Sordariomycetes; Glomerellales; Glomerellaceae
Exons: 1
Coding region: 1-1224 (407 amino acids)
Source: RefSeq, a predicted model, not a curated record
AUGGCAUUUCAAUCAACUGCUAGUCUCAACCUCCUCCCGACCGAGAUCCUUGAACGAAUCCUUUUCUCCAUUACCGAUCUCCGAUCAAUUUACCAUCUCGUCACGGCUAGCCCGGCUGCGUCUCGCGUCUUUGAGUCCUCAGAAGUGGGACCAAAAGCUCUCGAUCAUGCGCUUGCUGAGUCAAUGUCACCCCAUGUGGUCGAGCUGGUCCGCCUUGUCGGUCUAAUCCGCAUCGCAACGCCAGGCCAUCCACCAGCAUCGUCGCUCCAGGAAUUUAUCGAGAAGCACACCCAAUGCCAAGGAGGCCAGGACUCUUCCUUCCUCUCGCCUGCACCAAGCCUCGCGCGCUCGCUCCGCGGCCAAUCUCCUCAGCUCGUCCGGGACAUUCUCUUGACCGCGCGACGCAUCUGCUGCCUGGCGUGGGCCUGUUUCGAACACUAUCGCAGCCGAUGGUCCUCCGUCAUCCCAUCCCACCUCGAAGACCCCUUCGCUUGGGGUGUUGGUCGUGAAAAGCCAUGGCGCCAGAACCCCCUUGGGAAGCCAUACAAGCUACAACCUAUCGGUCCCUUCUGCUGGAUGGAGGAGCAACGCGUGAUGCGAGGGUUCUGGAGAUUGCAGCUGCUGAUCGACCUGAAGCUCGCGGCUUCUGAAGGCCGGCUGGGAUGGGCCCUGGGAGACGGCCAACGAGAGAUAUCUCCUGAGAUUCUAUUUGCAGGCUGGACCUGGCAGAAAGAGGAGUUCCUCACCGUUGUGGAGUUCGUUGACCAUGUGCAAGGCGGUUCAGUUCUCGCGCAAGGCUCUCGGCGUCUCCCGACCCCUCCUCUCGACUACGAGUUCGCAAAUAAGUGGCAAAACCCAGCCUUGCCAGGAGUUGUAGACCCCAGAUGGCCACGAGAGGAAAUUUCAAAGGGACAACCACCGUGUUGGCCGUUCUACGUGGUCAGACUAUUAAAAAAUCCGUAUUCGCCCAUCCGCGGAGUUCCGUUCUGGCCGUAUCGCCAGCUGGGACUAGCCAUCUGGGAAGAAGACAAACUAGAUGCACUAGAACUAUCACUUAAGCCGUAUGCUUCCAGGGCAUGCAAACGGCCAACAUCGUCGGGCGACCAAGUCUUCACCUGGAGAAGCCUCUUGAGCCAAGAGCUUAUAACCGAACUCCAAAGGAACAUGGAAGAGGACUGCCAGAAGAACGGGUUUUCGUUUAACCGCGGUAACCCAGACAUGUGA